CGUCAGAGGCCACAAAACCACGUCGGCAACUACCUUCGCACAUAUGAAGAGAUGGUGGGGAGAUGGUGGGUAGAUGCAUUGUAACACUCGUCUAUGGGAUAAAUGCGCCAAGAUAUGAUACCCGUUAUGGCGUUGAUGAUGAAAGUGAGGGUUGUGGUGAGAUGGAUGUGAAAAUUAUUAUUAUAAUUGCCCACAACAAUUUUUUAAAUACUCAUGUUAGAAUGUAUAAAUUUUGGGCCUCCUCCUCCGCCGACCCUCCCACCUCCAACAUCACCGGCGGUUCACUCUACACCUCCGGGACCGGAACCUCCACCUCCAGCCGCACCUCCCUUUCCAGCCUCCGCCAGUCGCUCCCCGAGAACCCCCACAUCUACGACUACUCCGAGCUCUGCUCCGCCACCAUCAACUUCCUCGCCAGAACCUACACCUCCACCUCCUCCACCCGCUCCUGGCGCUGCACUCUCCGGGGCAAAGACGCUAUCAUUUUCCAGCGCAAGUUCCGCCGCAAGAUCCAGAUGCACCAGCUCAAGCAACGCCUUGCUGUUAUCUGCCGUAGCCACCACCUCAGCCUGGUGAAGCUCCUCGGCGCUUCCAUCUCCGGCGACCACAUUUUCCUCGUCUACGACUUCGUUGAUGGUGCAAACCUAGCGACCUGUUUGCGGAACCCUAGGAACCCCAACUUCUCGGUGCUCUCCGCGUGGAUGUCCAGAAUGAAAAUCGCCACGGAUUUGGCGCACGGCCUCGACUACAUUCACAACAGCACCGGCCUGAACAUGAGCUUAGUGCACAACCACAUUAAGAGCAGCAGCAUCCUGGUCACCGAGCCUUCCUUCAACGCCAAGAUUUGCCACUUCGGCAACGCUCAACUCUGCGGCGAGAUCGACGAAAACGGAGCUCCUGAAGAUUCUGCUACGGGCGGUUCGAGUCCGAGAUACAAGGGCGAAAUUCAAGAGGUAUCCGAAACGACGCCGUCGAAAUUGAGGCGGUCGGACAGUCGAAAAUUGCAAUUCGAAGGUGUGAAGGGGUACAUGUCCCCGGAAUUUCAAUCAACGGGCGUGGCAACGCAAAAGAGCGACGUCUACGCGUUUGGUGUCGUAAUCUUGGAGCUCCUGUCCGGAGAGGAGCCUUUCAAGUACAAAUACGAUAAGGCCAAGGGUGACCUCGUUCGGACCACGGUGAUCGAGGCAGCGAGAGCAGCAAUUGACGGCGACGGCGACGAUGGGGGGCUCAGAAGGUGGGUGGAUCGGAAGUUGAAGGACUCGUUUCCGGUGGAGGUGGCAGGGAAGCUGACACGCCUAGCGCUGGAUUGCGUACACGUGGAGCCUGAUAUGCGGCCCAACAUGGGACGCGUGGCGGGGAAGAUUUCUAAGCUUUAUUUGGAGUCCAGUACUUGGUCCGACAGUGUCACAAUGCCAACCGAUAUUUCGGUCUCUUUGGCACCCAGAUGACAAGAAGUCUAAAAUAUUGGUUUAUUGUUUUCCGUGAGAAAUUUGUUUUGUUUGAGUGGGACACAACAAGUGGAUGGGCAAUGUUUUAUUUAACAAAUUUAAACAAAGAUUCCGAUUGUGACGCAGCUAAUUAUAUU
Molecule: messenger RNA, 1585 nt
Organism: Corylus avellana
Lineage: Eukaryota; Viridiplantae; Streptophyta; Magnoliopsida; Fagales; Betulaceae
Product: lysM domain receptor-like kinase 3
Biological process (GO): protein phosphorylation
Molecular function (GO): ATP binding; protein kinase activity
Source: RefSeq, a predicted model, not a curated record